This is a messenger RNA of Gymnogyps californianus (California condor), 1248 nucleotides long. RefSeq lists its product as uncharacterized. Gene Ontology annotation, cellular component: perinuclear region of cytoplasm. Bases 40 to 1248 code for a protein of 402 amino acids. The record is from RefSeq and is a predicted model, not a curated record. NCBI's taxonomy places the organism in Eukaryota, Metazoa, Chordata, Aves, Accipitriformes, Cathartidae. The transcript is spliced from 11 exons.
AGUGUUUCCUGCUGCAGGUCUGAGAAAGGGCAGGCUGGCAUGGAGAAAGAGAAGUUCCAGCAGAAGGCUCUGAAGCAAACUAAGCAGAAGAAAUCCAAGUCGGCUGAAUUUCUGAUGGUAAAAGAAGAGAGAGCAGCAACAGAAGGCAUUGAAAAUCCAGCCUUUAACAUCAGCAGCACAGAUCUUUCAGUGUAUCAGCCUUCAGAAGAGAAAGUUAUUAGACAUGACAAGCCAGAUAGCACCCUUGCAGCUCACCAACAAAAACUCGGGUUGCAAGCCCAUGCUGAACCAAGAGGAAAUGAAUACAGCAGAAAUUACUUUGACCCGUUGAUGGAUGAGGAAAUAAACCCAAGGCAGUGUGGGAUGGAGGUCAGUGAAGAAGAUCCUGUGAAAUUUGAUGAGCAAAUCCUGUAUGGUAAACUGAUGAAGCUUCUAGAUGAAGAAAACAAGAUACUGGACUUCCAAGCCUGUGUCGCCAGUGAAGAUUUUCCAGACUCCGUGAUGCCUGUCAGCUCCAGUAAGGCACGUGACCUUCACAGGGAGCUUGAAGAUGAAGAGAUUCCUUCAUAUAUCGAACAGUUUGAGAGAGAUGUUCAGGAUGACAUAAUUCUGCUUGGCAGCUUUUCACUGGAACAGGUUGACUGCUCCAAGACACCGCAGCUGAUAGAAAUUCACAUCAAAUGCCUGAGGGGAGUCAAAGAUAAGGUCCCUAAAGGCCACUACACCCUCAAAGUUUCUGUUCUCAGCCGCUUAGGUGGUGGCUUGCUGCAGUGGCCCAAACUGAAGGAGCAGCCUCAGGCCAGGACAACACUGCCUGUUAGUCACGAUGGAAACUUCUACAACAUUGAAAUCUACUUCGGACAAAGUAUCCAGACAGUUCUACCACCUAGAAAAGCUGUGAAGCCAGGCAUGGUCCUCCUCUUUGAACUCUUCCUUCUUCGUGGGACCCAUACUUGGAUUGAUCAAGAAGUGAUUAAACUACCACAGGAUUCAGAUAAGCAAAAUAAAUGUGAUAUGCACUUUCAUCUCCCACCUGAACUUCUCAUGUAUUCAAGUGUUGCUGAAAGGAAUGGUGUUUCAGAGAAGGUUGAACAGUCUGGACCACAAGAGGAUGAUUUUUACCGGGUUCGCCGUAGCAGUGCAGAUGAGCACUGUCUCUCGUUUUGGCCAAAGGAAGGCCAAGGAGGACAUCACAAGAUCAGCAUGGCUGCAGCGAACUGUAACUACAAACAUGAAUAUUCAAAUUAA